Morus notabilis is the source of this 688-nucleotide messenger RNA. RefSeq names its product 17.3 kDa class II heat shock protein. NCBI's taxonomy places the organism in Eukaryota, Viridiplantae, Streptophyta, Magnoliopsida, Rosales, Moraceae. The record is from RefSeq and is a predicted model, not a curated record. Bases 191 to 688 code for a protein of 165 amino acids. Gene Ontology annotation, biological process: response to heat; response to salt stress; protein folding. The transcript has a single exon.
AGUUUUCACAUAAUAUUAAAAUAAUUAUCAAAAACACUGAUUUCAUCCCUUCUAUAUAAACCUCUCAAAAACCCACUUCGUUUCCAUAGUUAGUCCGUACUCCAUCAAAACCAAACCAAGUUCAAUCAUCUGAGAGUAGUGCUGAUUUUCUUUGGCAAAAAGGAAAAGAAAAACGAUAUAUUUGGUCAAAAUGACUGAUUUCAGGAACAUGGGGCUGGACCCGGCGCAGCUGAUCGAGUUCACCCUCCACGACAUACUCGACUACAGCGAAGAGACGAGCGGCGGUCCGGGCGGCGAGGCCCACCACGCGCCAUCGCGCGCGUACGUGAGGGACGCGAAGGCGAUGGCGGCGACGCCGGCGGACGUGAAGGACACGCCGAACGCGUACGUGUUCGUGAUCGACAUGCCGGGGCUGAAGCAGGACCAAAUAAAGGUGCACGUGGAGGAGGAAAACGUGCUGGUGGUGAGUGGGGAGAGGAAGCGGGAGAGAGAGAAGGACCAGGGCGUCAAGUACCUCCGUAUGGAGAGGAGGCUUGGGAAAUACCUCAAGAAGUUCGUGCUUCCCGAGAACGCCGACACCGACAAGAUCUCUGCUUCUUACCAGGACGGCGUCCUCACCGUCACCAUCCAGAAGAAGCCACCGCCGGAGCCGAAGAAGCCCAAGACCAGCGAGGUCCAAGUCGCCUAG